ACUGGCAGCAGAGCUGCUUGUACAUUUGUUUCAGGUUUUACAGGUUUUAUCAUCCAGCAUCUCAAGCUCCACCCUCUCCUGACACACCUGAGAAACCAGGAAGCAUCUGUUCCUCCCUGAAGAGACGCAGGCUGAAAACCAGACGAUCACAUUCACCUUCCAAACCAAACUGAACCAAACCAGACCAAACGUCCUGAGUGAGUCCAGCUACAGGAGAGAAGAGUCACACUACAACCUGCCGACGCUCCACACACUGACCCUUCACCUGGAGACUCAAUGGCUUCCAGAUUAGAAGAGGAUCUCUGCUGUCCCGUCUGCCAUGAUGUCUUCAGAGAUCCUGUUCUUCUGUCAUGUAGCCACAGCUUCUGUAAAGACUGUGUGAAGACCUGGUGGAAAGACAAAGAAGUAAAAGAGUGUCCACUUUGUAAGAGAAGAUCUUCAAAGGAUCUACCACCUAACCUGGCGUUAAAGAACCUGUGUGAGACCUUCUUACAGGAGAGAGAUCAGAGCUCUUCACCUGCUCUCUGCAGUCUGCACUCAGAGAAACUCAGACUCUUCUGUCUGGACCAUCAGCAGCCAGUGUGUCUCGUCUGCAGAGAUUCAAAGAAACACACCGACCACAGAUUCAGACCCAUCGAUGAAGCUGCACAACAACACAAGAAGCAGCUUCAGGAAACUCUGGAGCCCUUGAAGAAGAAGUUACAGAGUUUUGAACGUGUUAAAUUAGAGUUUGAACAAACAGCAGAACACAUUAAGGUCCAGGCCGGACUCACAGAGACGCAGAUCAAGGAGCAGUUUAAAAAGCUUCAUCAGUUUCUGGAGGAGGAAGAGGAGGCCAGGAUGGCUGCACUGAGGGAGGAAGAGGAGCAGAAGAGUCGGAUGAUGAAGGAGAAGAUUGAGUCUCUGAGCAGAGACAUAACGUUUCUUUCAGACACAAUCAGAACCACAGAGGACGAGCUGAGAGCUGAAGACGUCUCGUUCCUGCUCAACUACAAGGCUGCAGUGGAACGAGUCCAGCAGCGCCCCCUGCUUGGUGAUCCACAGCUGGCCUCAGGAGCUCUGAUAGACAAGACCAAACAUCUGGGCAACCUGAGCUUCAACAUCUGGAACAAGAUGAAGGACCUGGUCUCCUACAGUCCUGUGGUUCUGGACCCAAACUCUGCUCAUCCAGAACUCGUCCUGUCUGAAGAUCUGACCAGUUUGAGACGAGGAGAGAGACAGAAGCUUCCUGACAAUCCAGAGAGGUUUGAUACUUACACCUCAGUCCUGGGAUCUGAGGGUUUUAACUCAGGGACUCACAGCUGGGACGUCCUGGUUGGAGACAAUACUGACUGGUUCCUGGGUGUAAGAGCAGAGUCUGUCCAGAGGAAGGGAAAAGAUCUGUCUGGAUUAUGGGGAAUAGAGUUCUAUGAAGGUAAAUACUAUGCAGUGUCACCAUCAGGAUCAUCUGUUCUCUCUGUGCAGAAGAUCCAGAGGAUCAGAGUGAAACUGGACUGGAACAGAGGAAAACUGUCGUUCUCUGAUCCUGAUACUAACAAACACAUUCACACGUUCACACACACUUUCACUCAGAAGAUGUUUCCAGACUUUAACACUAUAGAUGAUGAUCAUCACCCAUUGAAGCUGUUACCUGUGAAAGUCUCUGUGACUCUGGAUCAGAGCCGUUAGAGAUAAAGAUUUUAUUCAUCAUUUUUAUUUCUUCAAGAGAAAUCUGCUGAAUUUAAAUGUUAAAUGUGUAACCCAGGUGUCAGAUGAUUUAAAAGUUAUCUAAAAUUAAUAAAUUAUUUCUGAUGCGGUCAGGUGGGUCACUUCCUCUUUCCCGUCUGUUAUUGUGAACAGUGUGGAUCAGCGUCCGGCCGCCAACACAGCGUGGAAAACUUGUGUCAGAUCAGCAGUGAAUCGCACUGUGUUUUCAUUGUGGAUGAUUCCCACUAGCAUAGCGUGGUUUAAGUUUAACCUGUGAGUGAUGAUGUUGGUGUGUAUGUUUACUUGCACUUAGCCUGUACAGCUUGUCCCUAAUAGCCCUGGACAUAUCUGUUUGCAUUUCAGUUGAAUGUUUUAAUCUUUCUUAAUGGUGAAAUUAUUAGCCAAAUGUUUGGGUGUUGUUGCGAUAAUCCUGACGUCUCUUUAUGAUAUUUUGUAUUAUUUGAACUGAACAAUUAGGAAUUAUUUGUUUUUCUCAAUGAUCUUUUGUAGGCCAGGUUUUUUCCCACCUUUAGUCAGAUGUUGUUUGACCCAAACUCUGACAGUGAUGAAGAAUUUCAUAGAAAGUGACUAAUAUUAACCUAACCUCCUGGCCACUACGAGUGGGAGGAGCAAACUCACACUAACCCCCUUUUUGGUUUUUCCCUUUUUAACAUUCGAACAUGGAAUGUCCUUGGAUCAACAUAAAUUAUAUUAAAGAAAUGAAAAUAUACGACUGAACUGAAAAUAGAAAUGAUCUGAGAAAUAUUAAUUUUAGUUGUAAGUUUGUUUUACAAUUUUUUGUUUAAAUGCA
Messenger RNA from Platichthys flesus (European flounder), 2497 nucleotides. Its product is annotated as zinc-binding protein A33-like. NCBI's taxonomy places the organism in Eukaryota, Metazoa, Chordata, Actinopteri, Pleuronectiformes, Pleuronectidae. The record is from RefSeq and is a predicted model, not a curated record. The transcript is spliced from 2 exons. Bases 277 to 1668 code for a protein of 463 amino acids. Gene Ontology annotation, molecular function: protein binding; zinc ion binding.